Molecule: messenger RNA, 1215 nt
Organism: Dichotomopilus funicola
Lineage: Eukaryota; Fungi; Ascomycota; Sordariomycetes; Sordariales; Chaetomiaceae
Product: O-methyltransferase-domain-containing protein
Exons: 4
Coding region: 1-1215 (404 amino acids)
Molecular function (GO): O-methyltransferase activity
Source: RefSeq, a predicted model, not a curated record
AUGUCUGCCUCAGUCGCAUUUCACCUAGAGGCAUUGGCCGAGCGGUUUUCCAAGGCUGCUCAGGACCUCCGCUCGGGGAACCUCUCAUUAGAGAACGACACCACACAACGCAUGGACCUGCUGAAGGCCGGCAGCGACCUGAUUGAUAUUGUCGGCCUACCUAAGGACAAGGCCCUGUUCUGGCUGCCACAAUGUGCACACAUCACUGCUAUUCGCCUAUUCAUCAAGUGGAAGGCUUUUGAGGCGAUCCCACUCAACGACGAUGCCGCUAUCUCGGAGUCCGAUUUGGCUGCCAAGCUGGGUGCCAACCUAUCUCUCAUCACGCGUGUCUCUCGCGUCCUCGUCGCGAAUAACACCCUCAGAAGAGUCGGAACCGACAGCCUCGCACACACAGACUUCUCUAAGAUCUUCACAACCGCCAAUCCCAUCCGAGAGAUGACUCAGAUUGGUUUCGACAGCCAGCUGAAAUCCUGGGUGUCCAUGCCGGAAUAUUUCGACCGCUUCGGCAUCGCCGACGAGCCUACGGAUCGCCUCCAAACCGUCAUGGCCUUCGCUCACGGGCGUCUGGGCUCCAACGUCUGGGAUGUGUGGCACAGCUCUGAAGAGCGUUUACAAGCAUUUAUGCUAGCCAUGGGGGCCAUCGAGGAGCAGAUGCCCUCGCUAGGUAUCUACGAUCUGAGUUGGGCGGCAGCGGAGGCGACCAAGUCACCGGACCGCGUGCUGGUAGUCGACGUCGGCGGCGGUAGGGGCCAAGCGCUCAAGGGCAUUCUUCGGGCGACGCCCGGAAUCCCAGCUGGCCGGUGUGUGUUGGGGGACCUUCCCGAGGUCGUGGAGGCUACGAAGAGAGAGGUCCCCGAGCUAGCUGAGGUGAAGAUGGUGGCUACGGACUUUUUUAAAGAGCAGCCAGUCAAAGGAGCCUUGGUGUACUACAUUCGCCGAUGUCUGCAUGACUACUCCGAUGAGGAGUGUGUCAAGAUUCUGCAACACAUCUCGGAUGCUAUGGCAGCGGACAGCAGGUUGUUGAUCGUCGAGACUCUCCUCGGUGACAAGCCGUCGGCCUUCCAGGCAGCUAUGGACCUCUCGAUGCUCGCCAUCUCAGGCAAGGAGAGAACUCUAGCGGGCUUCCAAGAAAUCACGGGGAAAGCAGCACUUAAGAUUACCAAGGUUUCUCAAAACCCCGAGGGCAGUGCCGUCAUCGAGUGUACGCGAGUUUGA